Anopheles coustani is the source of this 984-nucleotide messenger RNA. Its product is annotated as clavesin-1-like. The coding region runs from base 1 to 984 and encodes 327 amino acids. Gene Ontology annotation, molecular function: phosphatidylinositol bisphosphate binding. The record is from RefSeq and is a predicted model, not a curated record. The transcript has 2 exons. Lineage: Eukaryota; Metazoa; Arthropoda; Insecta; Diptera; Culicidae. Gene Ontology annotation, cellular component: membrane.
AUGCAAUCUUCCAAGGGUUUUACGGUCGACAAGCGACCGGAAAGCUACGAUAAGUAUGAGUUUACGCUACCGGAGCAGUACCGGAAGCUGGCCCUAGAGGAAUUGCGGGAAGAUGACGUGAUUCGUGAGCAAUCGUUGGCGCAGAUGCGCGAGUGGAUCGCGAAACAUCCCUACAUCCGAAAGUGCCGUACGGAUGCGUCAUUCUUGUUAAGGUUCCUCCGCUUUCGAAAGUUCUCCGUUCCAACGGCGUGCGAGGCGCUGGAGCGCUACCUGGCGAUGCGGGAAACGUUUCCCGAUUGGUUCAAAAAUCUCGACUGCAACGAGCCGGCCAUGCGGGAAAUGAUCGACGACGGAGUGUUCGCGCACAUGGGCCAAGACGAUAAUGGGCGUAUGGUGAUCUUCUUCAAGUUCGCACGGUUCAACGUGGAAAAGUUUGGUCCAAUGCAGGAGGGACGAUUCGCGGCGCUCCUUAUCGAGACACUGCUUGAGUGGGAGGAACUGCAGAUUGGUGGAUUUCGAGUGCUGGUGGACUACACCGACUCAGUUCUCAAGCACUACGGCAUAUGGGGUGUGACGGACAUGAAAGUCUUCAUGGAAGCCAUCAGCCGGUCGUAUCCGAUGCGGAUACGGGAAAUUCAUGGCGCAAGGUUCCCCAAGUUUGCCAUCCCGAUCGUAAACGUGCUGCUGUCGUUCGCGAGUCCCAAACUGAAGAAACGCAUUAUUUGUCACAACACGGUGAAGGAGAUGGUGAAAGAGUUUGACGAUUCCUUGCUACUGACCGAGUACGGGGGAAAGUGCGACCUGGAGCAGCUGAAGAAACGAUUCCUCAAACACCUUGAAAGCCGUCGUGACGUUAUUCUGGCUCUGGACGAAAUGAGCAUCGAUAAGGAGAGCUACUCUUCGUUGUGGAAUCAAACCGGUUCACAAAAUGGUGAAAUUGAAUGUGGGGUGACGGGAAGCUUUCGAAAGCUGACCGUGGAUUAA